AUUACAAGUUCAAAAAUUUCCAAGAAAUAGUUAUAGAACCGGGAGACCUGAAAAACUAAAUGUUUAUAAGUACCUUCUUUAUCGCUUGAAUACGCAAGAAGGAUAGAGAGGCAGGUAACGAAAUUUCAUUUUUUGCGGUAGGCUCUCAUGUCGAGUGUUAUAAUAAAAACCAAGCGCUCUCGUAAAACCAUUAUAAAUACGAUAUUUUUUGCUUUAUAAUUUCAAUAUUGUAGCUUUGUCAUUAAUACAUUAUAAUAUGGAUUAUAUAUCACUAAAGAUAUACUAUAUUUUUGAAUUACCGUUGUAGAUGGUACACUGAUCACAUCCUUAUUGUGUUUUGGUGACAAGCAACACUUAACUCUUGUCUGUGCAUGGACGACAAACGUAGGAACGUAAUAAAUCGGUGUCUCCUAGGAAAUAUUAUUGAUGUCUUAGAAACUUCAGGACGAGCACUAUAUUCAUUAUGCUGAGAGUAUGAAAUAGAAGUAACGACGUGCAAUAAAGUAUACGUAAAAGAUGUUAUCAAGUAAGGUCCAUUGUGGAACUCGGGUUGGCCAUGGAUGCUAAGGACUCGCGGGCUGAGGUAGUGCUGACGGAACGUAGCAACGAUGGCGGCGCUAAGUUCGCGCUCCAGUACGACAGGAGCAAGAGUCACGACGUCGCAGCCAGCGCAUUCAAGGGGGACACGGCGGGCGUGCGCCCGUGCGCCGUCAUAGGCCCCGACCGCGUCGUGCCGCCCUCGCGGGACGGCCCCAAGAAGACGCCAACCGAGCCAUGGCUUGCCCCCGACCCCAUCUACCGGCGCAUGCCUGAUUACCCUUACAAGAUGCCCGACCACAAGGACCCCACAAGAAACAUAUCACCACGACAGACAUUCCAAGAAAAUAUGCAGCGCAUUAUCAUGCCACCAGGAUAUAAUUCGACUAAACUGCAUGAAGAUUCCCCGUUUGCAUCCAAAAAUACAAAGUUAACUGUGCCCACUGAGGUAAAGUAUUGUGAAGUGCCUUAUAAUAUUAAUCAAGUAAGUAGUGACCAAAAACAUAUUAGGACUGCUGAUCAUAGUGCAUCAAAUGUAAACCCAUUGCUUAUGAGAGGAGUUCCACAUGGGUGGCCUGCCGGUAGUGUACAUGUACGCCCAUUGAGGACUUAUGGUGCUCCGGAAGGGCUGCCAUACCCAGAUUAUGUCAACUGUACUGGUCCGAGGCCAGUGCUUACUAGGACUCAUGAAGAACCACUGUAUCCGGAUCCCUAUUACCAUGAGAGCAACAUCCGCUUCAAACCCUAUCCCAACAUUAAAGAGAGAUACCCGCAGGGCAGGUAUGAAUAUCUAGGAAAUUAUCCAAGUCCUUACCAUCCCCCCAAUCCCUUUGCUCAUAAAUAUGAAUUACCAAAGACAAUGCCGCCUCACUCAUAUCCUGGCUAUCCCCAAGUACCCAAAUAUACUGAGAGGAUACCUGAGCCUCUUAUGGAUGGUUACCAAAGAGCCCUUAGUCAACAAGGCAAUUAUGGUGUUCCCAUUCGUAACCCUGUUAUUCAUUCCUCUUAUAGACCUAUGCCUGGGAACCAUAUGCAAAAUAAAUUGAACCCAUACCCACCAGACGGACAACUUAAACCAGUUCCAAACAAACUGCCUUAUGACCCCACAAGUAAGAUGUACCUUGAUUAUGAUACCCGUUCAAAGCCCUUGCCUAUGCCUGAUAAUUAUUAUCUUAAUGAAGGGCCUAGGCCAUAUCAUGCUAAAAAUACUAUUGUUGUACCAAAUUUUGCUUCUUCAAGCAUGCAUGGAGUAAAUGCUCAUCCAUACUAUAUUAAAGAAAAUAUGUCAUUGAAAAAUUAUGAAUAUCCUCGAUAUAAAACCAUGGACCCAUCUAUGUUAAAUCAUUCUCUAACAAAACUACCACCGCAGUUUUCCCCCAGUGCCUUAGCAAUAUCACCAGCAGAUUCAAAUGCUAGCAAUGAAACAGCACUGACUCAUGGCACUUCUCAAGAUGACUGUGGAUAUGUAAGCCAAUCCUCAAUGACAAGUGUGAGAAGUAUAGAGAGUCUAAACAGAAUUCCAAUGGAUCCUUAUGGUAGAUAUGACUACAGAUAUGGUCCAAUAGUAAGAGCUUCCCCACCUACCAAACCAGAUUCCAGCAGUAACCAAGGGUCAAAAUCUAAAAAAGAUAUAAGACAAUUUAUAUCAUCAUGGAGUGAAGGAGAUGAUGAAAAUGCUGAAAACAGUGCUAAAAGAGAUGGUGUUAAGAACAUGACUGAUGAUAAACAUACUUUUAGUAAGCAGUAUGAUAGUGUUAAUAAUCAGGAACAACUCUAUGUCCUUGGAUUAGUCAAUGUCCCAAGUGAAGAGCUCAGCAAAUAUGAACACAUUCAAAAAGUAUCCAAAUUACCCGAAAAUAUUAAAGGCUAUAACAGUCUUGAAUUGCUCAAUCAAUUUGAAGAAGCCAUAGAAUCUUCAAAUAUUACCAGUGUUAAACCACCAAGGACAAUACAAAUGCCGUUAAAAAGUGUUCAACACAAACAUGAGCCAAUACCUCGUGCUUUGUCACCAUUGGAUGUUGAAGCUAAAAUCAGUCAAUCUGUUAUUCAUAAGGAAGUUGGCUGUAAUUUCGAAAUUAAGCCAUGUAGCCCGAAAAUGUUGAAUGUCGAGGUGGCUACACCCAUGCAGAUGCUCAAUGAAAGAGUUAUUGAAAAAGUAGCUAAUCCACAUAAUGUAAAGUCACCUAUAAUAAUACAAGCUGUGGAUGACAACUUAGACCACACUUUAUUGAAUAAAACAAUAAAAUGUCCGAUACCGAACACAGCAUCAAGUUGUAAAAUGAACAGUCAACAUCUAUCUAAUUCACCUACUGUUGAUCAUUUAAAAACAAGUUAUACUUUACAAGAUUUAGAAAGUAAUUCAGGUGUAUGUUUGGCUUCCUUACCCAGACUAGACACAGAUAUAGAAUUGAAUUUCCCUGAAGUAAAUCAACAAUUUAUUAACGCAAACAAAACAGAUUCGGUUAUAACUACAUCUUUCACAAAAGAUCUGCCUUCCUUGGAUAUUGACCGGUCUGCUAUUACCAUGACUGAAUGUGAUAUGAAUUAUCAAUAUUCGCCUAAAAUGGAAACUGAAACAGAUUUUUCACGAUUAAGCAAAUACAGAAAAUUAAAAAGAUGUGUUCUAGAUGAGAAUGAUGAACCAGCAAAAGUUCAAGCUACAAGAAUAGAUAGUGUAAUUAUAAAAAAUCCUGAUAACACAAGAAGUCUUGAAGAAACCAAUGAUAAUUCUGGGAGCGGUUUAAAAGAUGACCUUCAAGAAUUUGCUAUGAACUUAGUGUCUCAAACUAAAAAUACAAAACAACAAAAUGAUGUGGAUAAAAUGUUUGACCCUUCCACCAACUCCACUAUCACCGGUAGAUAUGAUGAUGUUAAAACUAAUUUACCCAGCACUUUUAUGCAUCAAUCAAGUAAUUUAUCAAACAGACAUUUUAACGAGAAUGAAGAGAUCAGCUGUAAUAAUGCUGUCCAUGCACAAACAGAAGAUUGUAAUAUGCACAGUAAAGAUAUUUCAAACCGAUAUUUAGAAAAGGCUGCUUUAGAUAUUCCAAUGAAUCUGUCUCCACAGGCAAGAUAUUCGAUGAUCGAAGUAGACGAAGAAUGCAGAAAUUCUGAAAAGGGAGAUAAAACCUUUGUUUUAGAAGAGAAGCAUCAGUUUGCUAUGGAUCCUAUAGUGGAUGAAAAAACUGCGUCUCCAGCGUAUAACUCAGAAGACCAGAACGAAAAUACUUCUGACACAUACAUAACCAAAUAUGAUGAAGAAAAAAUGUGGGUCGAAGACGUUGGCUGUGAAGAAACUAUUGAAACCGAGGACAUUGCAGAAAAUAUCAUUAUUGGUGAUCCCGCUUCUCCAAAUAAUACGGAAUUAACUGAUUAUGAAUCGAACGAUGAAGACAUGGAUAUCUUAACCAUGGUACCACUUCAAAGCGACCCUUGCUUACUAAAGCUGCUCAAAAAUAUAUUCCUCCGCUUAGGGAGACUAUUCCUGACCUAA
Cydia pomonella (codling moth) is the source of this 4030-nucleotide messenger RNA. RefSeq lists its product as uncharacterized. The record is from RefSeq and is a predicted model, not a curated record. The coding region runs from base 557 to 4030 and encodes 1157 amino acids. The transcript is spliced from 4 exons. NCBI's taxonomy places the organism in Eukaryota, Metazoa, Arthropoda, Insecta, Lepidoptera, Tortricidae.